UGAUUUACAGCCAUUCUUCUAAGCAGCGCUGGCGCCCUGACUAUCAAAAAAGAUCAAGCCUUGAACGACAAUAAGGAUAUGUUUGAUAACACUGAGAUGGUUAAUCCCUUAGGAGAAAUAAUUUUCGAAAAUGCGAUUGAUGGUGUUAUAAAAACAAAAGCUAUUCCCGAGGACGACAACGUUGAAAUUGACACCAUUCUUCUAAGCAGCGCUGGCGCCAUCACUGUCAAAAAGGAUCAAGCCUUGAAUGACCCUAAGGAUCUGUUCAGUAACACUGAUAUGGUUAAUCCCUUACCUUUAGGAGAAAUAAUUUUCGAAAAUGUGACUGAUGGUGUUCUGAAAAUAAAAGCUAUUUCCGAGGUCGACGGCAAUAAAAUUGACACCGAAUUUGAAGUAAUUCGAUGUAUUUUUUUUGUACUAUUUUUUGUGGCGAUGAUAAUUAUUCUACGGCUCUCAUCAGAGUACUUUAAACUUGUAAUAAGAAAGGAGGAAGACAAAGAAGUGUACGAACCAUUUGCAGACACCAUUAGAGUUAAACUAGAAGACGACCCCGCUUUUUAAAUUAUUCAUGGUGACCUUUAAUAUUUUAACGGCUGGUGAUAGGUUUUUAUAAAUUAUAUUUAGAGUUUUUUGUAAGGGUUCUUCUUUGUUAGUCCAUACUUUUUGUGUUUUCUGUAGAUUUAAUAAAGCAUUCAAAAAUC
This is a messenger RNA of Diabrotica balteata, 701 nucleotides long. Lineage: Eukaryota; Metazoa; Arthropoda; Insecta; Coleoptera; Chrysomelidae. The record is from the annotation of a GenBank genome assembly.